AUGGUUUUUGAUCGCCCCACGGCCCCGACCCCGUCGAAACUGCCCCCGCCGCCUACGCGCCCAUCCAUCGCCCAGACUGUCAAGGCCGCCGCCGACCCGGGCUAUACGCGCCUGCACAUCACCCCCUUUGACGCCGACUUGUUGAGCGUGGUCGUCCCCGCCUCUGCACGCCCCAGCGCCCGCAACGUCUCGUUUCACAGUCUGCAGACGUUCCCCGAGAAGCGGUACGGGUUCGUUGAUUUGCCGACCGAAGCGGCCGAGAAGCUGCGGCGAAAGCUCAACGGCGCCGUCCUCAAGGGCGUGAAGCUGCGCAUCGAGCCGGCGAGGCAGUCGAAUCAAGAGGCGGAAGCGGCAGACACACGUGCCACUAUGUGCAAGUCGGACCUGACGUCGGACGAGCGGCAGCGCAAAGAGGAGGAGCGCGCAGCGCGCAAGGAAAAGAAGCGUGCCGACAAGGCGCGGGGCAAGACGAGUCGCAUCCCGACAGAACGUGAGGAGGUGGUGGGCGUGCAGCUCGAAGCCGGCCGGCAGGUGAAGCGCGGCUGGACCGAACCCGAGUCGGCGGCCGAGUUGAGCAACAAGAAGACCAACUGGAGCAAGGACAAGAAGGACAAGAAGGAAAAGGGCAAGUCGACGAAGAAGCGGGCCGAAAAGUCCGAGUACACAGACAAGCCUGAGUGCUUAUUCAAAACGAUCCUCCCGGCCAACAAGGUGGCCAUGCCGGCUGUUCCCACGCCCAAAGACGGCGAAGAAGAGGUCGACAGCCGGGCGGCACGGCGGGCCCGGAAAGAGGCAAAAAAGGCACGCGAGGUGGUCGUGCACGAGUUUGCCAACUGGACACGGAUUCCGACGUUCCUGAAGAGUGGCGGCGCCGGCGGCACAAACGCUGGCAACGCCAACCUCGAGUAUGUCGACGGCAAGGGCUGGGUAGAUGAGGCGACGGGCGAUGUGGUGCAGCCGCUCAAAAGCACGCGGCCCGUGACAGUGAAAGGCGUAAUCACCAAGGAAGCACAGCUCGCAAAGCGGGCCAAGCUGGAUGCGGUGGCAGCGGAUCGCGCCAGGGCCUGGAAGGGCGAUGAGGCGAGCGAGAGCGAGUCCACUGGCUUGGGCUCGGGCUCGGAGACGAGCAGCAGCGGCAGUGAUAGCUCGGAGGAGGAUGACGAUGACGACGACAAGGACGAGGACGAGGUGUCCGACCCCAAAGACGAGCCUGUUCCUUCGGCCGAGGAGGUGACCCUGCUAUCACCAACACGUCCACGCUCCUCUGGCUCUGGCAAGAACCUCAUGAUCAAAAUCCCACCGCCGCCAACGUUUGCGACGCCAUCCACCCCGGGUCCCAAGAAGGAGGUGCACCCUCUCGAGGCGCUGUACAAGCGCGCCAAGCCGGAAACGGACGCAGCCAAGCAGGCAGCAACGCCGUCGGCCGGCAAAGACAAGGAGCAGCCGUUUAGCUUCUUUGGCGGCAUGAACAACGACGACAUUGAGGACGAGGAGGGCGAUUCCAUGGACGUGGUCACUGUCGAGAACAGCAAUAGCAAGGACAACGAAAACGAAAACGACGACGCUGACCCCCAGCCGCCCAUGACGCCGUUUGGCCGGGCCGAGUUUGAAUGGCGGAAUGUGCGCAGCGCAGCGCCGACACCAGACACGGCGCAUCCGAGCCGGAUGACGAGCAACUUCAAAUGGCCGACACCAGGCGGUGCCAGCGACGAUGAGGGCGAGGAUGACGGCGCCGCCGACGAUGACGACGACGGCGACGAGGACGAGAAAGUGGAUGGCGACAAGGACCAGAAGGAAAAGGCUGCCGGCGAGGGCGACUUCCAGAGCUGGUUCUGGGACAACCGCGGCGAUCUCAACCGGUCGUGGAAGCGGCGGCGCAAGACGGCGGCCAAGGACAAGCGGUACCGCGAGAACCGGGCGCGGGCUGAGCGGGCAAUUUAG
Messenger RNA from Sporothrix schenckii 1099-18, 1941 nucleotides. RefSeq lists its product as uncharacterized. The record is from RefSeq and is a predicted model, not a curated record. Lineage: Eukaryota; Fungi; Ascomycota; Sordariomycetes; Ophiostomatales; Ophiostomataceae. The transcript has a single exon. The coding region runs from base 1 to 1941 and encodes 646 amino acids.